This is a messenger RNA of Neolamprologus brichardi, 664 nucleotides long. RefSeq lists its product as uncharacterized. NCBI's taxonomy places the organism in Eukaryota, Metazoa, Chordata, Actinopteri, Cichliformes, Cichlidae. The record is from RefSeq and is a predicted model, not a curated record.
AACAGAGAUGAAAAUAAAUGUAAUUUGCAAAUGAGCUGGGGGACGCACCGCAUCAAGUAGUUAGGGAGUCGUAACGCCCUGGGACAAGAAGUGUUUAGAAAAAUCCAGCUCGAAACAUCAGCCAAGGGACUUUUAAGGAAGCAUCAUGCCUCGUUCACAACUUUUAAUUAUUCUCAUGUGUUGUCUUCCUUUGGCAGCCUGUUUGCGCUGUUACACCUGUAUGUUUCCAUCCAUCUCUCCUCUGGACUGCUUAAAGUUUCCUGUGGAGUGUCCAGCUGGCCAGCGCUGCCUCUCCAGCGUAGCGUCAGGAACACGAGGCCCACUACAGCUGACGUUGUACGAAAAAAGCUGCGCAGUUGCCUCCCAGUGCGACGUGAGUGGAGAGAAAUACACGUCAGGGGUCUCCUUCAACUACACCAACGUGUGCUGCGAUACCGACCUGUGCAACAGUGCCGUGCCCGUUACUGCCCCCAGCUUGGUGGGAGUGGUGCUCUGCCUGCUGCCUGCGCUCGGGCUCCUGCUGGCCUGAGCAGCAGACGAGACGAUGCAGUCUUAUCCUCGAUAAAAAAAAUUUUUUAAAAAUGAAACACAUCUGUCACCGACUGAUUUACUAUGAAGAUAUUUUAUUGGGACAUUAAUAAACCCUACUUCGUAAGAUGUUUAA